CGCAGGGAGGCCGGAGUCCUCCGUUGCCACGGUAACCUCGGUCCGGCACAGAGCUCAAGAUGAACAGGAAGAAGCUGCAGAAACUAGCCGAGUCUCUCUGCAAGACCGCCAAGCACUUCAAUAAAUUUGAAGUGGAAUGCCUCAUAAAGCUUUUCAACCAGUUGGAAGUGGAGCCCAGCGACAGAUACGCUGGUAUUGGUUUGGAUCGCAACUCGUUUCGAAAUAUUCUUCAUGACACGUUUGGAAUGACAGACGAUAUGAUAAUGGACAGAGUGUUCCGUGCUUUUGACAAAGACAAUGACAGCUGUAUCAGCGUAACAGAAUGGGUAGAAGGCCUAUCAAUAUUUCUUCGAGGAACACUAGAAGAAAAGAUAAAAUACUGCUUUGAGGUCUAUGAUAUGAAUAGUGAUGGAUAUAUAUCACGAGAGGAAAUGUUUCAUAUGUUGAAAAACAGCCUGCUCAAACAGCCAUCGGAAGAAGAUCCCGAUGAAGGAAUUAAAGAUUUAGUAGAAAUAACACUGAAAAAAAUGGACUAUGACCAUGAUGGCAAACUUUCUUAUGCAGAUUUUGAAAAUGCUGUAAAAGAUGAAAACCUCCUUUUAGAAGCUUUUGGACCAUGUUUACCUGAUAUGAAGUGCAGGUUAGCAUUUGAAACUCAAGCAUUCCGAAAUACAGCUGAGUUAUAGCUCUGCAAGCAAAGGAUACUACUUGAAUUCCCGUGAAAAGGACAGUGAUCAUCUUUCUUUAAGUAAAAAUAAAGCAAGUCAUAAAUGUACUUUUUUCUUGUGAAUAUUCAAAAUGUGUUGAUUUCAAUAUACUUCUCACUAGAGAGAAGUGAGAAAUUAAUAGGAAAUAUUUGUAUACCUUGUGCUGAGUAUUACUUCAACGAUUCCAAAAAUAAUGGGACUACGUAUAUUCAGUAACCAAAUGACAGUAAACUGUUAAUGUAUUUAAAAAUAUGUAUAAAUAUAUACUAGUAUUU
Anolis sagrei ordinatus is the source of this 982-nucleotide messenger RNA. It is a transcript of the gene CLXN, whose product is annotated as calaxin. NCBI's taxonomy places the organism in Eukaryota, Metazoa, Chordata, Lepidosauria, Squamata, Anolidae. Gene Ontology annotation, molecular function: calcium ion binding. The record is from RefSeq and is a predicted model, not a curated record.